Messenger RNA from Thlaspi arvense, 2241 nucleotides. Lineage: Eukaryota; Viridiplantae; Streptophyta; Magnoliopsida; Brassicales; Brassicaceae. The record is from the annotation of a GenBank genome assembly.
AUGGCUCGUAUUGUAGCAGCUGAUGAUGAUGAUACGCCGCAGUUUUACUCCAUGGAACUCAACUCCAUCUCGUCCGCUUCCGAUUCCACUUUAGGGCAACUUCUGAAGAACGUCAGUGACGUCAGGAAAGUAGCCGUUGGGGACGAGACUCCAGUUCACGAAGCCUUGAACCGGGAUUACGAAGAUGAUCUCAUGCGUACUGUUCCAUUCGUUCUCUCUUUCGACAGUCUCACUUACAGUGUCUCUGUUCGACCGAAGCUAGACUUUCGCAAUCUCAUCCCACGGCGUAAAACAGAGGAUCCGGAGAUUGCUCAAGUCGGAAGGCCGAAUACUAAAACCCUUCUCAAUAACAUCUCCGGCGAGACUCGAGAUGGAGAGAUCAUGGCCGUUCUUGGAGCUAGCGGCUCCGGUAAAUCAACUCUGAUCGACGCAUUGGCGAAUCGGAUUGCUAAAGGAAGCUUGAAAGGAACGGUGAAGCUAAACGGAGAAACUCUUCAGUCUCGGAUGCUCAAAGUUAUAUCGGCUUACGUGAUGCAAGACGAUCUUCUCUUUCCUAUGCUCACCGUCGAAGAAACACUGAUGUUCGCUGCCGAGUUUCGUCUCCCGAGGAGUUUACCUAAAUCUAAGAAGAAGCUUCGUGUGCAAGCUUUGAUUGAUCAACUAGGAAUCAGGAACGCCGCUACAACGAUUAUCGGAGACGAAGGCCACCGUGGAAUCUCCGGUGGCGAAAGAAGGCGUGUCUCGAUCGGAAUCGAUAUAAUCCACGACCCGAUUCUCCUCUUCCUCGAUGAACCUACGUCUGGUUUGGACUCGACGAGUGCGUUCAUGGUCGUUAAAGUGUUGAAGAGAAUUGCGCAGAGUGGCAGUAUCGUAAUUAUGUCGAUUCACCAGCCGAGUCACAGAGUCCUCGGUUUGCUUGACCGGUUAAUCUUCUUGUCUCGCGGCCACACCGUCUACAGCGGAUCUCCGGCGAGUCUUCCGCGUUUCUUCGCCGAGUUCGGCAAUCCGAUUCCGGAGAACGAGAACAGAACAGAAUUCGCCCUCGAUCUCAUCCGUGAGCUUGAAGGAUCCGCCGAAGGAACAAGAGGUUUAGUCGAAUUCAACAAAAAAUGGCAAGAGAUGAAGAAACAGAACAACCGUCAACCACCACUGACUCCACCUGCAUCACCGUACCCAAAUCUAACCUUAAAGGAAGCAAUCUCCGCCAGUAUAAGCAGAGGUAAGCUAGUAUCCGGCGGAGAAUCCGCCGCUAUCCAACACGGCGGAGGAAACACAUCCACGGCCCUAGCCGUCCCUGCAUUCGCAAACCCAAUCUGGAUCGAAAUCAAAACGCUCACAAAACGCUCAAUGCUCAACUCUCGCAGACAACCAGAGCUUUUAGGAAUCCGACUCGCCGCCGUGGUUAUCACCGGAUUCAUCUUAGCCACCGUUUUCUGGCGAUUAGACAAUUCCCCAAAAGGCGUCCAAGAGCGGCUAGGGUUCUUCGCAUUCGCGAUGUCAACAAUGUUCUACACUUGUGCAGAAACACUACCAGUUUUCCUCCAGGAACGUUACAUAUUCAUGAGAGAAACAGCUUACAAUGCUUACCGGAGAUCCUCCUACGUUCUCUCUCACGCCAUCGUCUCCAUCCCGGCGCUCAUCUUCCUCUCCGUAGCUUUUGCAGCGACCACAUAUUGGGCCGUGGGGUUAGACGGAGGCCCAAUGGGCCUAUUGUUCUACUGUUUGAUCAUUUUAGCCUCAUUUUGGUCAGGAAGCUCUUUCGUCACGUUUCUAUCCGGAGUAGUCCCACAUGUGAUGUUGGGCUACACAAUCGUCGUCGCCAUUUUAGCUUAUUUCUUGCUGUUCAGUGGAUUCUUCAUCAACAGAAACCGAAUCCCAGAUUACUGGAUUUGGUUUCAUUACAUGUCUUUGGUGAAAUAUCCGUACGAAGCCGUUUUACAGAACGAGUUCUCUGAUGCGACCAAGUGUUUCGUGAGAGGUGUUCAGAUUUUCGACAACACGCCAUUAGGAGAAUUACCAGAAGUCAUGAAGCUGAGGCUGCUCGAUACGGUGAGCCGGUCACUAGGGACGACGAUAUCGAGCUCUACGUGUUUGGCCACUGGUGCGGAUAUUCUAAGGCAACAAGGUGUGACUCAGCUGAGCAAAUGGAAUUGUUUGCUUGUCACGGUAGCUUUUGGGUUCUUUUUUAGGGUUUUGUUUUACUUCUCUUUGUUGCUUGGAAGCAAGAAUAAGAGGAGUUGA